Molecule: messenger RNA, 2526 nt
Organism: Closterium sp. NIES-67
Lineage: Eukaryota; Viridiplantae; Streptophyta; Zygnematophyceae; Desmidiales; Closteriaceae
Source: the annotation of a GenBank genome assembly
AACGACAUGUGAGAAUGUCCGGAGCAAGCUCAUACACGAGGUGCAGUGCACCCUCGCACAUGGUCUCAAAUGAUGCAAUCCACGGCUUCACCUUGCAACCCACGGCGGCACGUUGCAUCGCGGAACAAACGCCAGCCUUGUCCGCGCGCUCAGCUCUUCCCUCCGAUCACCCUCCCCGCUUUCCCCCUCCGCACGCGCGCAAUGCCCGCCGCUCCCCCUCCCUCCUGCGCACUGCUGCCCCCUCUCCUCGUGCUCGGCGUGCUCUCCUCUCUCUGCCUCGCCCUCGUCGCCCUCCACUACGCCCUCCGCCGCCGCCUCUCGCCCCCGCGCGCGCUCAAGCGCGCAGCCGCUCUCUGCCUGCUCUACACCCUCGCGCUCACGCUCCUCACGCUCCCCGCGCCCCUUGCGCCGGCCUUCAGCCCCUGCGCUGCCCCGCGCGCGCGCAGCACGAGGGAACUGGGGGAAGAGGACGAGGCGGGCGGCGGAAAGGAGGUGGGCGGAGAGGAAUGGACGCGCGGAGAGGUAGAGGCAGGCGACGGCGCGGGGAACGGAAUUGUGGGCAGAGCGGAGAUGGCGGACGGGGAAGUGGGGGAGAAGGAAGGAGAGUGGAGGGGGGAGGAGGCGGUAGAGAGGGAGAGGAAUGCAGGAGAAUGGAGUGAGGAGAGAGCGUGGGAGACAGGGGAGGAAGGGGCGGGAGAAGACGAGGAGGUGAAAGAGGAGGGCGGCGUGCAAGCGGGACGAGGGGUGGCACGUGCACGUGCAGAUGAGGCGCAGUCAAAUCUCGGCAGUGCGGCCAGUGAUGCAGGAGACAGUGACAGCAGUGCCGGUGGCGGGGAAAGCAAGGAUGGUGGGAGGGGUGUUGACGCAGAGGCAGAGGCCACUCAAGGCACCACGCCCCUCCGCCCCACAACCCCUCUCACCCGGCCAGCCUCCCCUCGGCCCCCCCCACCCCUGCUCGCACCCUCUCCCCCACAUUCCACCCUCUCGCUUGCACCUCCCUCAUCACCACCUUCCUCUCCCCUCCAUCCUCCACCCCCUUCCUCCUCACUGCUCCCCGCUCUCUCCCCCUCCUCGCUCCCCGCCUCCCCCGUCGUCUCCAAUUCCUCAUCAACCCCCUUCUCCCCCUCGCCUCCGCUCGCCCUUUCCCCUUCCACCCAACGUGCGCGCGCGCGAUUCUUGCUGUACCGGCUGCUGGGCAACGACAUGGCGCCGCUGCAGUGCGGGGAGCAGCUGCUGCGCAACACGCUCUACUCGCUGCAGCACGAGCCCCCCCACCUGCCGGGCUGCCGCCGCCUCUGGGUGCUCAACCACCUCGUCAACGCCACCACGCAGGCCGCCACCGUCAAGGCGCUCAAGGACCAUGGCGUCAACGACCAGGACAUUCUCAUUCGCGCGCUCAAUCUUUCCCUCAUCGCCACUCUCGACCCCUCGCUGUGGACCAUUGCCGUCACCGCGCAGAACGAGGCGCGCAAUUUCAUGUUGGAGCACGGGCGGCGGGAGGGCGCGCAGUGGGUGCUGGCGUUCGACGGCAACCAGUUUGUCACGGAGGAGGCGUGGCGCCUCAUAGUGCAGGCGGCUGACCGCCACGAGAAGAGGGGCCUUAAGGUGUUCAAGGUGCCCAUGUACCGCGUGCACCAGGCGCAGGACCCCUCGUGGCUCAACGCCUCGUCUCUGUUCCUCCACCUGCGCCGCUUCGCCCCCCACCUGCACGAGAGCCAGGUGGCGUUCAGGGGGGACUCGCCGCACCGCUACCAGCCAGGCCUGGGGUACGGGCGGGACAACAAGAUGGAGCUGCUGGCGCGCGUGUGUGGGUCGGGCCGGUUCAGGAAGAAGCACUUCCGCAUGUGGCAGGUACAGGCCGAGCAGGAGAGGCAGGCCGCGCUGCAACAAGCGCAGGGUGAGCAGGAAGGGCAGCAGCAUGAGGAGGGACAGCAAGGGCGCGUGGAGGAGGAAGUGCGGGGAGGGGAAAGUGUGGUGGGAGUAGCCGGGCUGCCGGAGAUAGAUGAUGACGACGACGAUGGCGAUGCGGGGGGCGAUGGCGAGGGGGAGAGAGCGGUGGACAAGGGGCAGUGUGGGUGCCACAGAGAGGUGGGGCUGGAUGCUGGUUACCAGCGCGGCAAGCAGCUCGUGGCAUACGACUGCGGUUACACGAUUCGUCUGUGGUACUUCCCGUGUGCAGAGGUGGAUGUUCAUAAGAUGCUUCUCAAGGCGCAUUACAGGUCGCAACUGAGGGACGAGGGCACGCGACGACUGCACACUAUGAUAGAGCAGGCCAUUGCGGAGCCACACACACUUGAUCCACACCGAAAAAGAAUCAGCUGACUCGAAGGUCAUCAUGGUAAUCAUUGUAGUCACAUCAUUAUUCCUGGACCACUCGGAUGUAAGCACCAACUUUUUAUUCCCCCAAUGGGACACUCAUCCGGAGGCUACUCUCAAAGUGAACUGAAGACACCACGUCUAAUUGGCUGUUUCCUUGUAGUGGCGGUCUUUAUGCGAUCGCAGUGCCCCCAUCCAAGCGCCAUGCAG